GGACGCGCAACGCCUCUCGCUGCGCCGCGCGCGAGUCUGGGCGGGGAGGCGGGAGCCAGGAAGCGGCGAGCGCCGGGGAGCGCAGCUGCGGGCGUGGGGGCGGCAGGAGCCGCGGAGCCGGCGCCGAGAGCGGCUGCUGCCGGAGCGGGCGGCCGAGACAAAGGCGACGACAGGGCCAGUUUGGAGUGUGUGGAUUUGUGAGUGAAACCUUGACCCCACAUGAGAAGAAACCUUCAAGGAACAACUAUUGGCAGAGUCAUCUGUGUGCAUAAUAUGGAAUGUUCUCAACCCAGACAUAGCUGAAUGGGUGGCUCCAUUGAUGAGGAGUGAUUACCUGGUAUAGGCUCUAGGUCAAGACAACAAUUUUUAUACCUUCCUGGUGGUUCAGAAAUGAGUCUAUAGAACCAGAAGCAAAGAAAGGAAACAAUAUUUUUCUUUAUUCAGUCGACUAUAUAAGAUACUUGGCUUCCAGGAACAAAAAACACAGUGAAAUAAUAAGAUUAUCAUUUUGCAUCAUUGGAGCGUGUUUUUGUGGAACUUCCUGAGUUGAGAUUUGGAUUCUUCAUCGGUGCUCAUUUAUACCUUGGACUGUAAGCAUGAGUGAAUUCUGGUUGUGUUUCAACUGCUGUAUUGCAGAGCAGCCUCAGCCUAAAAGGCGACGACGGAUUGACCGAAGUAUGAUUGGAGAGCCGACAAACUUUGUACACACGGCUCACGUAGGAUCGGGAGACCUCUUCAGUGGAAUGAACUCAGUCAGCUCCAUCCAGAACCAGAUGCAGUCCAAGGGGGGCUACGGCGGGGGCAUGUCUGCCAAUGUGCAGAUGCAGCUCGUGGACACGAAGGCAGGAUAACCCCGGGUCCCCUCUCCAGUCAUUGUGAAUUUCUAUAUUUCCUCUGUCCACUAUUCUAUAAUUUUUUUUUGGUCUUGUGAUUGUGGUUUCUUUUUUAAUUAUAAAAAAGAAGUGUGAUGGCAUCUGUUCACCCUCUUGUGAUUACUCCAGUGACACUUUACUGUUCUGCUCUGAGGAAGAUACUGUCAGACGAAUCCUGCAUUUUCUUCAGCUGGCAUGCAUGCCUUGGACUCAUGGACAGAGUUCUUUGGAUUGUAGCUGAAUAUCUAAAUGUUUAAUCAAUAUGGAUCUGAUCUUCGCAUGAUUUUUGUGUGAAUGCUAAAACCAUUUUGCAACUUUUUUCAAUUUUAAAAUGUUUUCUAUUCACCGCCAACCCCUCUACCUUUUAUCAUUUUAUUAGAAAGGAAGGACCUGCUAUUAUUUGCUAACUUACCACCAUUUAUGUAUAUUUUGGAAGGUAUGAGACAGACCCACAAGCACAAUGAUCAUUUUUGUUUUUGAAACUUCAGCAGAAUAGAUUAUCUGCAUGCUUUAUGAAGUUGUUUUGAUGGGAGCCCAUGGGAUGCCCUGGGCUGAUGAUACUGCUGCUAUUAGAUACAGAAAGUUUAGCUGUGGCACCAAGGCACAUCAUCUUCACAGAAAAAGGUAACUUGUAGCUUAUUUUAGAAUUGCAAUAAAAGAAAAAGCUUGCAUUCAUAAGGCAUUCAUUCUGUUGUAAAUGUUCAAUAUAUUUAUUUUGAGAUCAAGGACCUGUGAUUGUAACAGGUGUGGUUGUGUAUCUGCGUGUUGUGGUAAUACUCUUCCAGUCUGAUUCUGAGCAUCUUAUUAGCUGUUCAUUCUCUGUGUACUUACUUUUAUCUUUGUUUUUAUAUUUAAUAUUAUGGUAUCCAGUUGUUUCCAGUAGCAAUUUGUUGAACUUCUGUCCAGUACUGUAACUGCACACCUCUGGAGUCCUUGGCUUUUCUGUAUUGGGGGGGCAUGGAAGUUGCCAAGAGCAGCACACCGACCUGGCUAAAUUGUUGCCAGUGAAAAAACCACCAACGUGGUGAGAAGCUUUUGCUCAGGUUCCAAUAUAUGUUUGUCCUCAACAAAUUUUGUGUAUUCAUAUAUUUUUGUAAAGGUUUCUUCUUCGCUCUUAGACUGUAGUGUUGAGUGAGUCAGUGGUUUGUGUUCAUUAAAAUGUUUAAAUCCUAUGUCCAAUUCAGGCCUUUCUAACUACAUUUGGUAAGAUUAAAAAUUUCAUGCAACAAAUGGGGCUUACUUGAAAACUUACAGAGCUAUAAGAAAUUAGGUAAUUAAAGGAAUAGUGAUCAUUUUCUCAUCUGCUUUCAUUUAUACCUUUUACCUUACCUUAGUCCCAAGUUCUAUGAAACUGGUAACUGAAUAAAUGUUAGGUUGUUAGGUUUAUGUAGCCAAAACAUGAAAGCACUUCUCUGAACCCAAUUCUUUUGAAUUUAAUUUAGCCAGUCCGGUGGGGCACCUUGUAUUUUGCACCUGCCUCAGUCCCAAGCCCAGAGAGAAUCUGUCAAGGAGAGACAUAAGGACUCCUCAAAAUAGGCAAUUUACAGUUUGUAUAAUAACUUAUAAACUUUAACUUACUGUGUGGACAUGGCAUUCUGGAAUUUGCCUGAGUACCGUUGUCAUUUUGCUCAGCCAGGGUCAGUUACUUGCCAGGAUGUUGCUGUGUGCAAACUCCUUUAAAAGACAGAUUGAUGCUAUUUAAUUUACUUCUAUUUUGACUGUUUAAAUUUAGUAUAGUUUUUCUAUUUGUCAUAUAACUCCUGGAACUGCAAUACAGGGAACCAUGGGCCCUUUUUCCCAACUUAUGAUUUGAUUUUAUUCUCUUUUCCAAUCGCUGUCUUUCCUGCUGCUCCAAGGACAGCGAGUGUUCUCCACGGGCAAGCCAAAAGCUGGGCUUUUUAGCCUGUAACUAUUCUGCAGCUGCCACUAACUCCACAGGCACAGUUAAUAACUACAUUGUGUACAAGAACACAUGCCAAUGGUGCCUGGGAAAAAGUGCCAGAAAAAUCAAGAAAAUUACAAAAAAAGGGAGAUUUGAGAGUGUGAAGAGAGGCAGCUUUCCACAUUCAUAAAUGGAAUUGCUUGUAAAUCUUGGGAGCUCAUUUGUUCCCCAUAGCAGUGUAUCUCAUUUUUAAAUUGAAGCUAAUUAGGAUUUUACUACUCGAAAUUUAUUAUACUGUUAAUACUUUGCUGAAAUAUAUGCUAACAACUGUUAAGCAAGGGAAGCCUAAUGAAGACUUAAUCACACGGAUUCUGUUAGCAGUGAUCUGUUUUCUGUAAAAGGUACUUUCCCAUGAUGUGGGCACGAACUGCUGGUGCCAGUGAGCAGAAAUGUUGACGGCAGUUGACACUGGGCUCAGCAUUUCCAGUGCAGCAAUAUCAGUGGGCCUUUAAAAAUACUUUGUUGAGCACAUUAGCUUUCACUUUUGUUAUUAAAUUAUAGCAGUUUCAUUAUAGAGAACAAGUUUGCCUUGAUUUUAGUUAAAAUGACUUCUGCUCAGCACCCAGAAGAUAAAAUUGACUUAUUUUUAUAAUAUAAGCAUACUUUUUUUGUACAUUGUGUUCAUCCUUGAAUAAAGUGAGUUCAGUGUUGGCUUGUAGAUAUUAAAAAUAAAGUAUUGAUUUUGAUUCAAUAAAUGUCGUCUUUCUAUCCUG
Molecule: messenger RNA, 3527 nt
Organism: Microcebus murinus (gray mouse lemur)
Lineage: Eukaryota; Metazoa; Chordata; Mammalia; Primates; Cheirogaleidae
Source: RefSeq, a predicted model, not a curated record